Molecule: messenger RNA, 249 nt
Organism: Spirometra erinaceieuropaei
Lineage: Eukaryota; Metazoa; Platyhelminthes; Cestoda; Diphyllobothriidea; Diphyllobothriidae
Source: the annotation of a GenBank genome assembly
AUGCACCAGACCAACCCCAUCCGCGCCCUGCGUGCCCGUCGAGUGGCCGCGAUUGCCGCACUUGAGGACUACUUCGACAACAACCCUCUCGGACAGAAGAUCGCUCAGCACAUUGUGAAGACCAAGGAAAUCAUCCGUGAAAGUAUUUCAUUCUGAUUAUACUACUUAAUCAUCCAAUUAAUUUUAGUUCGUCAGCGACUGCGCAGACGUCUUGCAAACUACCUGAAGGGAAUCGAGGCGGCGAACUGA